Aspergillus piperis CBS 112811 is the source of this 1503-nucleotide messenger RNA. RefSeq names its product heterokaryon incompatibility protein. Lineage: Eukaryota; Fungi; Ascomycota; Eurotiomycetes; Eurotiales; Aspergillaceae. The record is from RefSeq and is a predicted model, not a curated record. The transcript has a single exon. The coding region runs from base 120 to 1373 and encodes 417 amino acids.
CCAAAACAUUCAAGCACGCUUUCACUAUCAUUGAACGGUUGAGAUUUCGGUACAUAUGGAUUAACCGUCUCUGUAUAGUCCAAGAUUCGCCUGAGGACUGGCGAAGCGAAUCCGCAGCUAUGGGGCAAAUAUACAAGAAUGCAUUUCUAGGGAUUUCUGCCCUGGGAUCAAGCAACGAUGCUGAUGGCUGCUUUUUCUCCCGAGAUUCUGCACAAGUUGUCCCUAGCGUCGUCAACAUACGUGUCGAUAAUUCGAGUGAUCCCAAGGCAUUCAGGUUUCGCUCAGAAAAGGGUUGGGCUUGGAAAGUAACAUUUGAUCGAGAACCUUUGCCAAAGCGAGGCUGGACCUUGCAAGAACGUCUUUUAUGCCCAAGGGUUUUGCACUUUGGUCGGAAACAAGUUUUUUGGGAAUGCAGGGAAUGUACCUGCUGCGAAAUACAGCCGAACAAUGUUUACGAGUACGAUGGUUAUCGCAACGACAAGAACGAUGACAAUGGAGAUUCUCUGGACAAAUCAUCUUUAUCAUCGCCGUCCGUUCAACACAACCACCUUUGGAAACAGCUUCUUGAUGCUCCAAAGGUAAGGUACAUAGGUGAUCCCAGAGACCAGAUCUACGUAGAUUGGUGCGCAAUCGCAAUGGUUUUCACGGCUUGCCAGCUUACAGUUCCCUCAGACAAGCUUGUAGCUAUUUCUGGCUUGGCAAAAGAUGUCCGGAGGCGCCUCAAGGAUCUAGGUUAUGAUGAAGAUAAUUAUCUUGCUGGGCUUUGGCGUCAGAAUCUACCCGGGUGUUUGACUUGGAAGGUCUUGGAACCCGGUCGCAGACCUCCUUCGUACCGCGCACCUUCCUGGUCGUGGGCUUCUGUGGACGGUGCUGUUCAGUUGUGCUAUCCAGGCACACAUUCUGUGCAAAAGAAAACUGCCCUGUCUUUUGCGCUUGUCAUCAGCGCCAAAUGUAUUCCUUGCGGAGAAGAUGAGACAGGUCAAGUGGCCAGUGGUACUGUCACAUUGAAAGGACCUCUCGCGUCUGCAAUGCUCAUUCCGAGCGCCAUGACUCUUCCGGAAGAGACUGCCAUGUCUGUACUGAGCUUUGAAACCCCUGGAGUGGAAGGUCAAAAGCCUACAGUUAGGUAUCCGCGAGCUCGGUGCGAGGUGAUAUUUGACGUCAAGAGUGAGAUGUGUGCCGAGAUCUACUGCCUGCCAAUCGAAGCUCGCCAUAUGUUCAGGAAUUUUUGGGAACUAUUUGGUCUAGCCUUAAUUCAGACUAAGCGAGACACGUACUCUCGAGUUGGCUACGUCGAAAUGCUGCACGAGAGUGAGAUGGCUGCAAAUAAUUUCUUCUCCGAUUUUCCGGAGCAUACUUGCGUCCUCGAGUGAAUAUAGGCCAGACUUCUCUACAAUCAUGAUCUCGCCUCAUAGUAGGCUUCAUCGCUCGUUCUACCAAGGCCCUUCCAGGCAUGUUGAAGGUGUGUUGGAGGCGACAGCCGAAUCCCACUGGAUAUAGUAG